This is a messenger RNA of Kalmanozyma brasiliensis GHG001, 2094 nucleotides long. Its product is annotated as Multicopper oxidase, type 3. The transcript has a single exon. Bases 1 to 2094 code for a protein of 697 amino acids. Gene Ontology annotation, molecular function: oxidoreductase activity; copper ion binding. Lineage: Eukaryota; Fungi; Basidiomycota; Ustilaginomycetes; Ustilaginales. The record is from RefSeq and is a predicted model, not a curated record.
AUGAGGCAUUCGUGGAUAUCAUUGGCCUUCAUCUGGCUAGCUGCCCAGGCUGUUCUGGCUUUUCCAGCGUCAUUCGGUGCAAACGAGCAUAGCAGCGAUGCCAAUACACCGACCAUUCGAUCUGAUACAGACUCAUCUGGCUCGGACUUCUUUCUCGGAUCUGAUAUUCUUGGUGGCGACGGAGUCAGUGGUGUCUUGCGUAAUCUUGGCGACACCGUGAUCCGAGUGGGUCAAGGUCGACAUCCGGAAUCUCAGGCUCUUGGGGCAGACCAUCGCCACGAGUACGAGAACGAACGUGGGCACGGACACCAAGGAAGGCUGGACCGAGAGCACGGCAAGGGUCAUGGCGGUUCUUACACCAGCGGUGACGACCGUUACCACGGCAAACCAGGCAAGUGCAAGGAGCGCGACUUCACCCCGCGCACGCGUCAUUUCGACUGGACAGUGACGUAUGGCUCUCAAGCACCCGACGGCUUCCUCAAGAAGCGCAUCUUGGUCAACGGUCAAUCUCCCGGCCCAACGAUCGACGCCAACGAGGGCGACACCAUCGUCGUCCGAGUCCGAAACCUCCUCGACCAGGGCACCUCCAUCCACUGGCACGGCAUGUUUCAGAACAGCACGCCCUUCAUGGACGGCAUCGCUGGCUUCUCGCAAUGCCCCAUCCCGGCCGGUGGCGAGCUCACCUACCGCUUCAAGAUCCAGAACCAGUGCGGCUCGUACUGGUGGCACAGUCACUCCAAGAUGCAGUACACCGACGGUCUCUAUGGGGCGCUCAUUGUACACUGUAGAAACGCGCCGUACAAGAAGUGCCGCGACUACGACGACGAACGGAUCUUUAUGUUUGCCGACAACUACCACGACUUUGCCGACUCGAUUGUCGAGCAGCUGCUCUCAGCGCAGGGGUACAACGGGACUGCUGCGGCGCCUUCUCCGCAGUCCGGGCUGAUCAACGGUCGGGGACAAUUCAACUGCGCUGCUCUGGCACGAGCGAGGACCAAGCAGCCAGGCACGCCUGCUAGGUGCACUCAGCUCGCUGCCCCUAAGAUGAAGAUCGAGCCGAACAAAAGAUACCUCUUCCGUUUCAUCAACACGGGAUCUCAUGCGCAGCACAUCAUCUCGAUCGACCGGCACGAGAUGUACGUCGUCGCUGCAGACGGUACGCCGGUCAAGAAGCACAGAGUCCACCGCAUCCCCAUCCACAACGGGCAGAGGCACGAUGUCAUCGUCCGCACGAACAAAGGUCAGGACGGGGACAGCUUCCUCCUCCGCUCGACCAUGAUGACUUCGUGCUUCUCGUUCGUCGACCCCUUGCUUGACCCGGUGGCCAACCUCACGCUGCAGUACCACAAGCCCGGAAGUCGAGUCCAUCCUCGCGCACCCAUCCCGCGCGAUUGGAAAGAUGCACUUGGUGGCCUGUGUCGAGAUCUCAACGACUCCGAGCUCGUUCCUGCGGUCGACACCUCCGUCCCUGCGAACCACAACCUCGCCUCGCUCGGCAUCUUCAAUUCUCAAUUUGGCAACCUGCAGCUCGCCAACGGCACCACCCUCGGCCGCUUCUUCAUCGACGGCGUCACCCAGACCAACUACGUCAACCGACCGUAUCUCGAGGUCACCCACGCUGGGCAGCGGAUCAAUUCCUCUACGAUCGCCUCGCUCGUCAUCCCGGACGACAUCUGGGUGGCUGACUUCAUCAUCAACAACGAAGACACGUUUCUCGACCAUCCGUUCCACCUGCAUGGGACGGACAUGCACGUUGUCGCCCGCGGGAUGGGCAGGAUGUCGCAAGCCCAAUGGGUGGCCUUGAAUCGGAACGGCCGCGCGCAAGGGGCACGCGCGACUGGAUUGAACCUGCGCAACCCGCUCCGGAGGGACACGAUCACAGUGACGAGAUCGAGCUACGUCGUGGUGAGGAUCAUCGCGGAUCUGCCUGGCGUGUGGCCGAUGCACUGCCACAUCGCGAUGCAUGUCGCCGAAGGACUGAUGGCGGCGGUGGCGAUCCACCCGAGGAAGGUGCAGCAGAUGCCGUUUAGUCAAGAGGUGCUCGAUCUGUGCCCCACCUCGCCGGCCGCGCUGAACGUCGUUGAGCCCGCGUGA